GUUUUUCUAAAGUGACCACAACUCAUUUCUUUGAACACAACUCAUUUCUUUUGUUCAUUAAAGAUAAUUUUUCCCAUAUGGGUUACUCCUUUGAUUUUUUCGGGAGGCAGCUUCUAUCCUUUUGGUCUUGUUUGUUUAUUAUGAUUUCUGGCCUUACAAUUAUCAAAGCCUUAAGAUCUCACAAAAAUGAGAAACCAAAACUACCCCCUGGUCCCAAACCUUGGCCCAUGAUUGGUAACCUCCCUGAAAUGCUUACAAACAAACCUGUGUUUCGGUGGAUACAUAAUCUUAUGAAAGAAAUGGACACUGAAAUUGCAUGUAUUCGCUUAGGAAAUGUCCAUGUAAUUCCAGUGACAUGCCCCACCAUUGCACGUGAAUUUUUAAGAAAACAAGAUGCUACUUUUGCUUCAAGACCAAUAAGUAUAACCACACGUAUCAUCUCUAGUGGAUAUGUGACAACAGCUCUUGUACCCUUUGGUGAACAAUGGAAAAAAAUGAAGAAAAUCAUAGUCAAUGAUUUGUUCUCUCCUCGUAGGCAUCAGUGGCUCCAAGACAAAAGGAAUGAAGAAGCUGACAACCUUAUGCUUUUCCUCUUCAACAAAUGCAAAAAUACGAAUGAUGGUAGUCUUGUAAAUGUUAGGAAUGCUUCUCAGCAUUAUGGUGGUAAUGUGAUUAGGAAAUUAAUUUUUAAUAAAAGGUAUUUUGGAAAGGGUAGGGAAGAUGGAGGGGCUGGUUUAGAAGAAGUAGAGCAUGUAAAUGCCAUUUUCACUUUGCUUAAACACGUUUAUGCCUUUUACGUUUCUGAUUAUAUCCCAUUUUUGAGGAUCUUUGAUUUGGAUGGCCAUAAGGGCGACGUGAAGAAUGCUAUGAAGAUCAUGAAGAAAUAUCAUGAUCCCAUCAUUGAAGAGAGAAUCAAGCAAUGGAAAGAUGGGUCAAAGACCGUUGAAGAGGACUUGCUGGAUGUUAUGAUCUCACUCAAGGAUGUCAAUGAUAAUCCAUUGUUGACAGUCAAGGAAAUCAAGGCGCAAAUUAAAAUGGUGGACAAUCCAACACAGGCAUCUGAAUGGGCACUAGCAGAAAUGAUAAACCAGCCAAAAUUGCUUGAACGAGCCAUGGAAGAAUUGGACAACGUGGUAGGUCUAAAGAGACUAGUUCAAGAAUCAGAUAUUCCUAAGCUCAGCUUUUUGAAGGCUUGCGUGAAAGAAACUUUUCGGCUUCAUCCCGUUGUGCCUUUCACUAUUCCUCAUGUUUGUAUGGAGGAUACAGUGGUUGCUGAUUACUUGAUCCCAAAGGGUAGUCAUAUACUACUGAGUAGAAGUGGUCUUGGAAGAAAUCCAAAAGUGUGGCAGGAACCCCUCAAAUUCAAACCAGAACGCCACCUCAAGAGUGAUGGGUCAGAUGUAGUUAUGACAGAGCCAAAUUUAAGGUUCAUUUCAUUCAGCACAGGAAGGCGCGGUUGUCCUGGAAUAAUGCUUGGCACCACAAUAACUGUAAUGUUGUUGGCUAGGUUGCUCCAUGGCUUCACUUGGACUGCACCUCCUAAUGUGUCAAUCAUCAAUCUUGCUGAGUCCAAAGCAGAUAUGUUUCUUGCUCAGCCACUAGUCGCAGUAGCAAGACCAAGAUUACCUGCAGAAUUAUACCACACCAAGUGAACAUGAAGCAACAUUGAUGUUUAGACAAAUAAGGCGAAUGAAUCAGCUAAUAGAGGAUCAUCAUGAAAUUAACUAAAUUUCAUGCAUGUGAAGCAUAAGUUAAGAAGUACUCAAAAUGUUAGUUUAUAAGUCGAUUUCAAGCAACUAUAAUGUGCUAUAUGAUAC
This is a messenger RNA of Cajanus cajan (pigeon pea), 1817 nucleotides long. The record is from RefSeq and is a predicted model, not a curated record. Lineage: Eukaryota; Viridiplantae; Streptophyta; Magnoliopsida; Fabales; Fabaceae.